AUGGAGUUGGCCAAUGGGACCACAGUCCAGGAAUUCAUUUUGGUGGGCUUUGGGGGUGGGCAACAGAAAAAGUUCCUGCUCCUCAUCUUUUUCACCAUUCUCUAUGUGCUCACUUUGGCUCAGAACAUCACAAUUAUCACACUGGUGGCUCUGGACACCCAUUUGUCCCGGCUUCCCAUGUACAUCCUGCUAAGCAACUUCUCCGGGCUAGAGAUGUGCUACAUGAGUGCAACUGUGCCCCGUAUGCUAUUUGAUCUGGCUAACCCUUGUGGGAUCAUCUCCUUCCAUGCCUGCUUCCUCCAGUUCUACAUCUUCUUCUCCCUCAGCAGCACAGAAUGCUUCUUCCUCUCCGCCAUGGCCUUGGAUCGGUACUUGGCCAUCUGCCACCCGCUGCGUUACCCACAAAUUAUGUCUCAGGAUUUCUGCUACAUCCUGGUAGCUGCUUGUUGGAUUCUUGGUUUUUUGUGGUUCAUUGUCCCGGUGAUUUUGAUUUCGAAAUUAUCCUUCUGUGGCUCAAACAUCAUUGAGCAUUUGUUGUGCGAUCCUGGACCAAUCCUGUCCCUGGCCUGCCCCCCGCUAGGAAAUGCUCCCUUCAUCUGUCAGAUUGCUAUGAAUGCUGUGGUUUUAGGCAAUUUAUUCUUUGUUGUGCUAUCCUAUGGCGUUGUAAUUCUAACUCUAAUGAAAACCUCUAGACAAGGCAGUUGUGGGAAGGCUUUCUCAACUGCGUCUUUCCACUUAGUGGUAGUCACACUUUUCUACGGAUCAGUGGCAGGGGUUUACUUAACUCCCAAUGGAGAAAGCCAAUCAGAUCUCACAAAGACAGCCACAGUCUUCUACAAGGCCAUCACACCCUUUCUCAACCCCUUGAUCUACUGUCUGAGGAACAAUCAGGUGAAAGAGGCCCUGGGCAGGUUGCUGAAGAGAAACUUGAGGCUGAUGGGAAGAAAAGCAACUGUUGAAACAUAG
Rhineura floridana is the source of this 966-nucleotide messenger RNA. RefSeq names its product olfactory receptor 11G2-like. Gene Ontology annotation, cellular component: membrane. NCBI's taxonomy places the organism in Eukaryota, Metazoa, Chordata, Lepidosauria, Squamata, Rhineuridae. The coding region runs from base 1 to 966 and encodes 321 amino acids. The transcript has a single exon. Gene Ontology annotation, molecular function: olfactory receptor activity; G protein-coupled receptor activity. Gene Ontology annotation, biological process: G protein-coupled receptor signaling pathway. The record is from RefSeq and is a predicted model, not a curated record.